CUGAGCCCCUCCCUUCCUCUUUCCGGUUUGUGCAGCGCUGCUUUCCCCUUCAACAGAGACUCAAAACAUAAGCUGCACCUCAGACUCAUCCUUUAACUGUCUGUGCUUUCGAUAAUCUCAUUCUCGGAUUGAUUAAUGGAGAGUUGGUUCAAGGUGUUGUUGACAGGAGAUGUCGCACCUGCCGUGCGUAAAAAGGUGAAAGGUUGUGACCUGGUGACUGGUCUGCGAGGCGUCCGGCUGACGCGCCUGUGGAGCAAGCAGGUAACGAUUUCCAGUAAGAGACACUUCUGCUGAGCUGAGAUGGAUAAACACUGCAGGAUGACUGGAAGAUGUUUGGUCCUGAGACACAGAAAAAGGUUCCUCCCUUCGCUCCUGUCACUGCUGACUGUAUGUGUCCUGCUGGUGAUCAGCGUGAUGUUCAGCUACAUCACAGAGUCUUUACCUCCCCAAACUGCUUCAAAGCACAGUCAGACUUUGCACAAACACAAUAUUAACUGUUCGGCCAUAUACGACAUGGACCCGGUGGAGGUGGGUAAAUCGCUGAUCAUCAGAAGGAAGCAGAUGGUGGAGGACACGGAUGAAAGUGUGAUUAACCUCACCUCAGACUGCCCGGUAUUCAUCGAGUCCCGAGGUUAUGAUGACGUGUGUGUCUCAGAGGAGGAGAAAGACUUUCCUCUUGCUUAUUCAGUGGUUGUGCACAAAUCUGCAUGGAUGGUAGAGAGACUGAUCAGGGCCACGUACUCGCCCAGUAACAUCUACUGCAUCCACUACGAUCAAAAGUCUUCCACUCAGUUCAUCGCAGCCAUGGAGGGCGUAGCCCGCUGUUUGCCCAACGUCUUCAUCGCCUCCAAGCGAGAGUCCAUCUUUUACGCAAGCAUCAGCCGACUGAAAGCCGACCUCAACUGUCUGUCGGACCUUUUGAGCUCAGAGGUCAAGUGGAAGUAUGUCAUCAACCUCUGCGGGCAGGAUUUCCCCCUCAGGUCCAAUAUCGAGCUGGUGUCUGAACUAAAGAGGCUUAAAGGAGCCAAUAUGCUGGAGACGAGCCGGCCCACGGAUAGUAAGAAGGAGAGGUUCACCUUUCACCAUGAGCUGAGAGACGCCAGCUUUGAGUAUCAAAAACUGCCAGUGAAAACGCAGCAGAGGAAGAGCCCGCCGCCGCAUGGGAUCGAGGUGUUCUCCGGGAACGCCUACUUUGUCUUGACGCGGGAGUUCAUCGAACACACAGAGAACUCGGUUGUGGUGAAAGAUUUUCUGGCCUGGUCAGAGGACACCUACUCCCCUGAUGAACACUUCUGGGCCACACUUGUGCGACUGCCAGGUGUACCCGGCGAGGUGCCCAGAUCCCAGCCUGAUAUCACAGACCUGAUGAGUAAGACCAGGCUGGUGAAGUGGCAGUACCUGGAGGGGAACCUGUACCCGCCGUGCACAGGGGGUCACGUUCGCAGCGUUUGUAUUUAUGGCGCCGCCGAACUGCGCUGGCUACUCGACUAUGGUCACUGGUUUGCCAAUAAGUUCGAUCCCAAAGUGGACCCCGUCAUCAUCCAGUGCCUCGAGGAGCAGCUGGAGGAAAGACACAAGCUAUUCCAAUCAGUGACCUCUAAGAACUGUCGUCAGGGUUACACAAACGUAAAGCAGCAACGAUUAGUCGAUUAAUCGCUCGAUAGUUGAGACCUCCUUUGAAGUUUGAUAAAACAAAGAAAAGGUUUUUUUUCUCACUAACAUUCAGUCUCAUCUCAGCCAGUUGAAGAGGCUGUAAUUAUUUUAUUAAUGUUAAAAGCCAGCGUGAAUGUGUACUUUAUAUUCCUGUCUUUUCAGAAACAAUGUCUCUGUUGCUCAGGAUAAUCCGGACAGCUGACUGUGAACUCUUUUCAUCAGAGCUACUUUCUUUGGAGGAAACAGUCAGCCACCAUAAGACGAAACAUUUUUUACAUCUGGCAGGUGAUUAAAUGGGGCUUGUCCACACUGUCCUUCAGAUUUUAAUUAGCCCACAGUUUUAGAUUCAUUUUGAUGUGGGCUCAAAAUCCACAAUGUUCUGAACGGCUGAUAAAAUGUACCUGUCAUGAA
Scatophagus argus is the source of this 2064-nucleotide messenger RNA. RefSeq names its product beta-1,3-galactosyl-O-glycosyl-glycoprotein beta-1,6-N-acetylglucosaminyltransferase 4-like. The record is from RefSeq and is a predicted model, not a curated record. The transcript is spliced from 4 exons. Gene Ontology annotation, cellular component: membrane. The coding region runs from base 301 to 1653 and encodes 450 amino acids. Lineage: Eukaryota; Metazoa; Chordata; Actinopteri; Scatophagidae. Gene Ontology annotation, molecular function: acetylglucosaminyltransferase activity.